Adineta ricciae is the source of this 2064-nucleotide messenger RNA. Lineage: Eukaryota; Metazoa; Rotifera; Eurotatoria; Adinetida; Adinetidae. The record is from the annotation of a GenBank genome assembly.
AUGUCUGCGUCUGGUCAAGUUUUGCACGAACGUGCCCGAUCAUUAUUAGCGUUAAUAGAUGGUCUGCAAAUUGAAAAUGAUUUAGCAAGUUCUCGACGAACAUUAGAAGAAUGGCGAACGGAAAUGUUUUCGUUGAUAAAUAACAUACAUUUAAGUACGAUGAAUAAACUCGAUUCAUUAACAGGUCGUUUGAAUCAAUUGAAACAACGACAUUCAGCUGUAUUAACUCAAGAUAUUAUACCUAAUCUGAGUAAAACGGUUGUCGAACGACGAAAGAGUCUAUCCGAUCAAGAAUAUAACGAUCUGAAGACAAAAAUAACAAAAAUCGAUACGCAUUUACAAAUUUUCGGACGAUUGUUAACGAAAAUAACAAAUGACGAGAAAAAACUAACUGAACAAGUUGAUGUACUUAAAAAUAUUCAACGUGAAAACACCGAAUUAUCUCAACUCGAUAAGAUCUCCACACCCUCACGCCGAUUUCUUCUUCAUUCAAGCCAUUCACCUUACGUAGCUGUGUCCGACAAUAAUCAGAUAUUAAUCGAAGAUGAUGAUCAUCUAGUUUUUUUCGACGAGGAACGUCGAAUCAAUGAAAUUCCAUGGCAAAAGCAAAACGAUGAUGCAUUUAUUGGUUCAAUCAAAGACAUAGUUUAUUCGAACUAUCUCGAACAGUUUUGUGUCUUAUCAUCAGUGAGUUUCUUUACGAUUGAUCCACGUAUGUCAACAUUAGAUCGCAGUGAACAAAUCAAACCUAGCACAGGUAAACAACAUACUCUAAUGAACUGUUAUAUUUGUUGGUAUAUUCGCUUAGGUAGUCAUUUUCAAUCGAUAGCUUGUCUUCCCAAUGCAUCCGAUGCAUUUUUCGCUCUGACAACAUCCGGUUCUCGUACGAACAUCGAACGUUGGUCAUUCUUAUCCGGUUCAUUAGUAAAACGAUGGUAUCACGAUAUAUUCGAAUCAGAUGAUCGACUUAUUUCAUGUAUACGUGCUAAUGAUACAUGUUUAGCUAUUUGUAUAAAACAACAAAGAACUGAACGACAUUCUCAUCAAACCAACGAACAUUGGCGUGUGGAUGUCUUUGAUUUUACACUUGUACGAAUGUAUCGAGGUAUUAACUUGAAAUCCGGUGGAUUAGGAAUGUACAUAACACCGUUCGACGAUCGUUCGUGGUUAGUGAUCAAUGGAAAUGACGUCUGGCUACUCGGAGAACAAGGCGAAUGUGUCGAAGAAAGGCACGUACAUAAUCGAGAACAAGUACAUAAUAUUAUUGUUCGCGAUGAAGAUAUUCAUGGACAGAGACAGUUCAUUGUCAAAAUGGGACAGCCUGCAGAAUUGCGUGUAAUUUACAACCAUUCGCGCCUCUAUUGUAUAUUAGUUCAUACACAUUCGUCCCACGAACGAUUUAUUCAAUUGAGCAAUUUAACAUGGGGAAAGAAUUGUUAUAAAAUUGGUGUAGCAAGAUUUCGAAAAGUGCAGAAAUCCGAUGACGAUUUCGAUAUUCCGCAACUGUCGUACUAUGUUAAUUUAUGGACACGUGUUCUGAUAGCAAUUCGAAAUUCGGUUAGUUCGUAUGACUUCAUAUCGAAUAAUGAUAUAUUGCUGAUCGUACCUGCACCAACAUUUGUCUUCCGAGAAAAGCUAUCAACGCUACUCAAUAGUUCAUCAUACGAUGCACAGUAUCCAUUUAUUGUCGUUCAUGAGCAACACGAAGGCAAUGCUUAUGUACUCAACGGCCAAGCGCUAAAUCUCGUACGGCAUACAGAGCUGAUGGAUCAAUGUUUACGUCAUUUACAUCCAACUGCCCGCGAACGACAUUUAUGGAAGUGUGUUCAAGGUGCCUUGCAUGAAAAAUAUCUCGAUAAUCCAUGUAAAAAUGAUCAAUGUUACAUUCAGUAUCACGAAGAUCAUAUCACAUUAGCACAUAUCAAGAAUGGAUAUUGUUACGGUGACUACCUUCAUACAUGUCGAUCCAUAGCUCUGCUUUAUCCGACGAGUCUUGGUGAUUUCAUAACAUUAGAGUUUUUUCGAUAUAGACUGAAAGCAAAAUCAUCACAAGAUUUAUUAUGA